AUGAACAAUUUUUCUGGUUCUCUAAGAAUUAUAUCCCUAAAUGCUAGAUCCCUAAAUAAUAAUAAAUUUGCCCAACUAAGAAUAAUAUUAGAUACCCUAGCGGUUGACAUUGCUUGUAUACAAGAAACACAUUGGAUUGAUACUUGUAAAAUUAAUUGCAAAGGUUACCUACUCUUUAACUCGGGCGAAACUGAAAAAAACUGGUGUGGAGUUUGUAUAUUGAUCAAAAAGAAUCUAUCGGGCUACAUCUCAAAAUUCGAUGGCGUAAAUAGUAGGGUAUGUAGCAUAAAAGUAAAUAUGAGAUGUAAAACCUUAAAUAUUGUAAAUAUUUAUAUACCAGUGAACUAUACUGAAAAACAACCAUUCUUCAUUUUUCUUGACGAAUAUCUAAAUAAAUUUCCGAAACGCGAAAACUUACUAAUUGCUGGGGAUUUUAAUGCGAAAGUAGGAAAAAUUGAUAUAAAGAAUCAUAUUUCCCUUGGUUCAGGAACACUAAAUAUUAAAUCCGAUAUUGGAGGAAAACUACUAUUAAAACUCUGUCAUAAGUUAGAUCUUCGAAUAGCUAAUACUUUCUUCGAACAUUCGGAUAAAAGAGAGAUAUACACAUAUUUUAGCCCAACUUACAAUACUUGGUCUCAAAUAGACUAUUUUAUUUGUAAUAGGUCGACUAUGAGUUGGAUAAAAAAUAUUAAAGUUCUUCAUCAGGUUUUAUUUAACUCUGACCAUAAAAUUAUAGAUUGCUCUAUGGUAAUAGACCCGAAGAUAUGGCAUAUGAAGAAGAAAAGAAACGGAAAGUCACUUUCGAAACGUCCCAAAUUAGAUAUCGAGGCUUUAAAUGAUCACAAUAUCAAAACAGAAUAUAUAAAACAAAUCAGAAAUAAUUCUCAUAAAUUUAUCGAUCAUACUAACAACUUAUCCUCGGACACACUAUGGGAAAAUACCCGUGACAUUUUCAACAAUGCGGCAUCAAAUUCCUUACCAGCCAAGAUGAAUUAUCCGGACUGGAUCUCAAUAGAAUCAAAAAAUCUUAUUUCAAAUCUAGUGGGGAGUGGUCAUUAUAGGAGAAACAGAGCCAUGUAUAUCCUAAACGAUAUAAGUCAUAAACUCAGAAGAGAUAAGAGGAAAUUCCUUGAGGAUCGUGCCACUGAGAUAAGUAAUUCGUUCAGUGCAAAUGAUUCAUAUAAAGCUUUUAAAUUAUUGAAAUCCUUCACUUCUUUCAAAAAAGAGCAAUUUUUUAAACUUAGUCACAACUCAAAAGAAAUUACAGAUCCAGAGAUACAAAUGGAAAUAUGGGUUUCACAUUACUCUAAAAUAUUUAAUAGCAACGAACCCUCCUCUACAUCAAAUAAUUGCAACGAUCCCUCCUCUACAUCAAAUAACCAAAUAGUAAUAUCUCCCAUUGAUCAAAGUCCAUCUACCUCAAAAUCUCCCAUUGACCAAAAUGCAUCUUCCUCAAACUCCUGGCCUCCUCAGGUGCAAUUACUCCAGAACCCUCCUAAAUGGCCUUCUGAUCUAUGCCCUCAAAACUCUUCUUCCUAUAAUCUCUUGCCAUCUAAAUUAUUACAUUUACCAAACCAAAGUGAGUCUUGCAUUCAUCAUGGUCCAUCCACUUCGUACCUCUGGCCCCCACAAUUAUUUCUCCCACAAGAUAAUACUCAUAAUACUACAUCUUUAUCUACACAUUCUUCCCUCUCUACCUUAUUCCAAAAUACAGAUAGAAUCAUAGAUCCUAUCAAGAGUGAAAUAAUAAAUAUAAUAAAGAAACUAAAAAAUCACAAGGCGUGUGGUCAAGAUAAUAUUCGUAGUGAAUAUUUAAAAACGGACCCUAUAUUAUCCGCCGAUAUACUAUUCCCUAUCAUAUCGAGAGUAUGGAAGGAAGGGAUCUGCCCUAGUGAUUGGCUAUCGGCUACCCUAAUUAAUUUUCCAAAAACUAAGUACCCUAAAACUCUAGAGGAUUGGAGAGGAAUCUCACUAAAUUCUAUAAUUUAUAAGAUUUUCACUAACAUAAUCCUAAAUCGACUCAAACCUUUUAUAGAACGAGAUUAUGUGGAUUCAAUAGUUUCAUUUAGAAAGGGGCAUAAUGCUCUUGAGGCUAUUCUCAACUUAAAGAUACAAAUAGAGAAAUCUAUAAUACGAAAAAGGCAAUUAAUAAUUAUAGCUCUGGAUUUUAGGAAAGCUUUUGAUACGAUUAUUCAUGAUAGGUUAUGGAUAGCAUUAGAAGAAGUUAAUACUCCAACUUCUUUGGUAAAAAUAUUAAAAAAUAUCUAUAAUGAUUACUCGAUACAAAUUAUCCAUGCGGGUCAUAAAUCAACAAAAAUACCAGUUAAGAUAGGUUUGAAACAGGGAUGUGUCCUUUCUCCUCUUCUUUUUAAUUUUAUUACAAACUAUAUCAUAAAAAGAGUGACUAAACAAUGUUUAGCUCAGAUUCCCAUCGUAAAAUUUAAUAUUCUUGCUUUUGCCGAUGAUAUUUGCAUUAUAGGAGAUUCUAUAUCACACCUCCAAUUGCUAGUGGACAUGAUGACCCAAGUUGCUGAUUUUUUUGGUUUAAAAAUAAAUAUUGAUAAAACAAAGUUGAUGACAUCAAUAUUCUCCCCUCCAAACAUGAAUCUAACGAUACAAGUGAGAAAAAUAGCAGAAGUUCAACAAUUAAAAUAUCUAGGAGUGAUACUGAAUAGAAAAGGAAAUACUAAACUAGACCUAAUAGCUAAAAUAAAUAAAGGCAGACUGAAAUAUAGAUCUUUUAUGAAAAUAUGGAGUUCGAAUCAAUUAUCAAUUCCGUUAAAGAUUCGAUUAUUUAAAACUUUAAUAUUCCCCUCCUUAAUCUAUGGUAUAGAAACUUGGAAAGAUACCAAACAAGAAAGUAAAAAGAUGCAAACGUUCAUUAACAAAUGUCUUAGAUAUAUUACCAAAACUUUCUACCCGUAUAAUACUUCGAAUCAUAAUCUUUGGUCCAGAUGUGACAUUCUCCCUAUAUAUAGACCAUGUGAAUAUAGGAAAAUCGAAAUAUUAGGGCACAUUCUCAGACAAGCCCCAAACAACCUAGUAUAUCAAGCCCUUUUUAUUACCCCUUUGGAAGAAUUAUCUCUCAAACCUUUCCUAUCCUACAAAAAUAGUUGGUUUGGUAGAAUAAAUCGAUCAUUAUCGGACAUAGAUCUAUCUUGGGAAUUCAUAAAACGUGCUUCGUUAGAUAGAAAAACUUACAAAAUCGUAUUAAGACUUAUUUACGAACACUUGACGAAUAACUGCUGA
Molecule: messenger RNA, 3249 nt
Organism: Gordionus sp. m RMFG-2023
Lineage: Eukaryota; Metazoa; Nematomorpha; Gordioida; Chordodea; Parachordodidae
Exons: 2
Coding region: 1-3249 (1082 amino acids)
Molecular function (GO): catalytic activity
Source: RefSeq, a predicted model, not a curated record